UCAAAUUCCAACCCAGGCAAUCGAUAUUUACCCAUGAUAGUAAGUUUGCCAUGGAACUUUACAGCUUUUUCGUCUUGCAACGAUAAGUUUUCAAAGAAAUCUUGUUUUAUAAGACUUUGUUUCAGUUGUAGAUGUUUAAUUAUGUUUAAUAUCACAGGAAAAAUUAUCCAUAUUAUGGAACAGUGAUGGUAGCCCAGAGCGUAUGAUAUCAGGCAAACUUUGUCAGACUAUGAUUGCCUUUUGUGAGGACCACUUUACGAAUUUUAGGAAUAGGUAGUUUUAUUUGAAUAUAGUAGUUGAACUAAAUUGAAUUGUACUUUUGGAGCUACAUUUGAUUUAAAGUUAAACAACUAAAUUUCAAAGUUAAAUAAUUAAAUUAGUUUGAUGCAAAUAUAUUAAACCAUGCAAAAUACGCGUUCAUCACGUUUUUGACUGACUCAUCAUCAUUAAAAUUUGAAAAUCGAUUUCAAUUUUGAUUGUACUAUUGUCAAUUACUUAAGUAAAUACCACUUUGUACAUCAAUUUUACUAAAGUGUGUCGACGAGUCAACAUUUAUUUGGUAUAAAUACCGCGCCGAAAUCCAUUACCGGCAGACUAAGGCUAGUGCAAAGUACCUCAAAUGGGAAACGCCCUUCUGGACCUGUCUCAAACCUAGCACCUUCUGGAAGUAUUGAACGCAGCAGACUAGGUCCAGUGCAAACUAUCUUUAUUGGGAAACGCCCUUUUGGACCUGUUUCAAACCCAGCUUCAGUCUUCAGUCACGUCAAGUGUAUACAGAGUGGCUUAUAAGUAAUACGUCCCUCUGUAGAAGAGACGUGUCAUGAUACUAUUUCUAGGGUAAUAUUAUUAUUAUUCAAUACAUAAUAUCUUAUUAUACCUAUAUCAAGCGAGUUUUUUUCUACCUGAACCCCACCUACGUCCCCAGGUCAUGCUCCUGUUGUGACGUCCCCACUAUAACGAAAUAAAUUUCUGAUUUUACUAUGAAAAGUUAAAAGGUGCAAAUUACCUUCUAUAAUAACAUAAGCCAGUACCACAAGCAACAAGGUGCCACAAAUGGUACUGAUACACAAAAUUUCAUACAAAGUCAGGAUUAUUAUCAAUCAAUACACUUUAUCGGUCUAAGGCACUACCCGAAAUAGGCAAAUUCACAUUUUUUGAUAAAGUAAAGAUAACAUAUUAAACUGUACAUUACUCAUCGUGGUAUAUGAAAAUACGUCUUAUACGGUUGGUGCAAAUGCAAUUCGUACCAAUAAUAGUUUUAAGUUUUAAUAGCACAAUGUCACAAACAAAUACUCGUACAAAGUGCGAGCAUUUUGAUACUGAAAAUCAAGAUUGUUGGUUAUUUCAUACAGGAAUCGUACUUUUCUGGAUUUACGUACGCAAACUUAAACUUCACCUUGCGGAAAAUAUUAAAUAUUGAUUGUACUUGUUCUAAAAAUAAAACCGCUGCUGGUAUUGUUUAAUGUCCUCCAAUGUCUUUUUACCUUUUUAGGUACCUACCUAAUAACUAUUGCUGUUUUAGGAGUGGUUAUCAUUUUAGAAAAGGAUUAUGAUGAUUUGAACUAUCUGGCUAAUUGAAAACCGGCAAUAAUUCAAGUUUGAACUAGGUUUUAUCAACAGCGGAUAAGAAUUAAACAGUGGACUAUUACCAGCUCUUGAUUGCCAUAGUUCAAAAUGAGUUUUAGUUCUUGAAUCCAAAAUGAGAUUCUCAUUAGCCUUGUGCAAUUAGUCUUAGUGGAUUUUACAUUAUUUUUGCAAUUUUCUCAUCACCUCACAAGGUUUACUUUAUCCAAGUUUCCAUGGAUAUCGAUAAAACUUUCACCUAUGACUUUUGUCUGUCGCUCAAGUCAAUAUAUCAUUCUGUAUUUUUUUUUUUUUUUUUUUUUUUCGAUCAGUUUAUUGAUAAUGUUACCUAAAACAGAGCACAUUGCUAAUAGGCUACAGAACGAAACUCCAGAUUUGUCGCUAUGCAGUUGGUCCUCCGACGAAGAUACAAUUCCUAGAGUUGCGGUCGGUAAACCAAUCGGGCCACCUCGUCGGUAUUCAGAACUGCAACAGUUUUUAACUCCAGAUUUGUCGCAAUGCAGUUUGUCGGACGUAUUUGACGAGCUUUCUGUAGGCGAUAGAACACUUGCGGAACAAAUGAAGGAAGAUAAAAUUCCUAAAGUUCCGGUCGGUAAACCAAUCGUGCCACCUCGUCAGUAUCCAGAACUUAUAACUAGUUCCAAUCCGAACCUGUCUACUCGGUGCAACAGGAUAAUCAAAAGCAGCAAAUAUGAAAAAAACGAUCAAGCAGUUUACGGCUGGUGGCAGAAUUUGUUUCAAACAUUAGAACACGAUGCAGAUAUUCCUCCUGAAGAACAGUACGAUGUACUAGAAAGCCUUUUCAAUUCAAUAUUGUUGCCGAAAAUAUUGGAAUCUUGUGCUACGCGCAAUCGGCUAUUGAAAGAGGAAUUAGAAUCCCUGUCGGACGAUGAUAUUUUACAAAUAAGGACGGAAGUGCGGGAGCGCGUGGACGAUGCUUCAUUUCCUACGAAUAAAAGGGAUGCGUUGACCAAGGAAACUGUACAAAGCUCAAAAGAACGUUCUGCGAAAGAUGUUCUCACGUCUGCUACAGAGGCCCCUGUAGAAGUCUCAAAAUGCAAAAUGUACAUGAAUUUUUUCAAACGCAAACCCAACAGGGCUGCCGUUUGGAGAACUUUGCCGCCCUUAUCGAUGAACGAAAUGAAUUUGAACCAAAAAGCUGAAGCAAUUACAGAACAAAUAGCUACAGAUUUUAUUAAUUGGCUAAGAGAUUUGGGUGGCGACGAAGAGCUGUCGCUGAGUGUGCAAUCAAUCAUUGAAAUGUUCGAAAUCGGAUUUCACGCAAACUCCGCAAGAUCGCUCAAAGUUGGUCUCAAAGAGUUGCCUGCGGUGUCCAAACGGAUCGCCAUAGCUAAGAAAUGUCCUCAGAAAGCCAAAAGGGCAGUCCUCCGGCAAGAAAUCGUGAAAGAUAUGAGGGCGAGCAAAAAGAAAACUACUUGUACGGCUUUCGGUAGGCAACUGCCGCCGGAAAUGCAAGUGAGACCUCCGGCGGAAAAUUAUUUUAAAAAAUGGAGGAGCUGCGAUCGGGUGCCGGAACGUUUGGCAAGCAUGGCGGCCGUUUGGCAAGGAAUCACGCAUUUGAAGUCUACACGUGCCUACUGCGAGUUCCUGCUCCAAAGACCCGAAAUAAAACCGCCAAAAUAUCUUCUAGAUGCAGGAAUGAUGGAUCUCAGAAAGCUCCGAGAGGAAGAUACGAAAUCCGAUGACUUUUUUGUUGAAAUCUCUUGAUUUCCGCAAAUUGUUUGGGACUAAUGAUUUGAUUGAUUUACGUAGCCCGUACAUAUACUAACCAACCUGCAAACUGGAAAAUUUCUAAUUAAUUCAUGGGCUACGUAAAACACGGUGUAUAUUAGGAAAUUUGUUUUAUGUUUGAGGUGAAACUUGACAAACCAAAUUGUUGCAAAUUCAAUUAGCUAAUAAUUUUAAUCUCAAAC
Messenger RNA from Ceutorhynchus assimilis (cabbage seed weevil), 3518 nucleotides. Lineage: Eukaryota; Metazoa; Arthropoda; Insecta; Coleoptera; Curculionidae. The record is from the annotation of a GenBank genome assembly.